Myodes glareolus (Bank vole) is the source of this 4457-nucleotide messenger RNA. The record is from RefSeq and is a predicted model, not a curated record. NCBI's taxonomy places the organism in Eukaryota, Metazoa, Chordata, Mammalia, Rodentia, Cricetidae.
CUAGCUUUUCCUGCUGUGCUUGCGGAGGUGGUCUCCGCUGAGAGGGCGAGGCAUGGAGUAUCCAGCUCUCCACCUCUUUUCCACUCACUCUCCAAUCUAUUCCUCUCUUUUCAAACAAGGAAGAUGAAGACAAAACUGAACACCUGCAAUGUACGGUCUCUGCUGCUUGUUUUCCUGGUGUGGGACCCAGCCAGGUUGGUACUGGCUAACAUCCAAGAAGAUGAGGCUAAAAAUAACAUUACCAUCUUUACAAGAAUACUAGACAGACUUCUGGAUGGUUAUGAUAAUCGGCUUAGACCAGGACUGGGAGAUAGUAUUACUGAAGUCUUCACUAACAUCUACGUGACCAGUUUUGGCCCUGUCUCAGAUACAGAUAUGGAAUAUACAAUAGAUGUUUUCUUUCGACAAAAAUGGAAAGAUGAGCGUUUAAAAUUUAAAGGUCCUAUGAAUAUCCUUCGACUUAACAAUUUAAUGGCUAGCAAAAUCUGGACCCCAGAUACUUUCUUUCACAAUGGGAAAAAGUCGGUGGCUCAUAACAUGACAAUGCCAAACAAGCUGCUUCGAAUCCAGGAUGAUGGGACACUGCUCUACACCAUGAGGCUUACAGUCCAAGCUGAAUGCCCAAUGCACUUGGAGGAUUUUCCAAUGGAUGCACACUCAUGCCCACUGAAAUUUGGAAGCUAUGCAUACACAACCUCAGAAGUCACAUAUAUUUGGACUUAUAAUGCUUCUGACUCCGUUCAGGUUGCUCCUGAUGGGUCUAGGUUAAAUCAGUAUGACUUGCUGGGUCAGUCAAUUGGGAAGGAGACAAUUAAAUCCAGCACAGGUGAAUACACUGUAAUGACAGCUCAUUUCCACUUGAAAAGGAAAAUUGGGUAUUUUGUGAUUCAGACCUAUCUGCCUUGCAUCAUGACUGUCAUUCUCUCCCAAGUGUCAUUCUGGCUUAACAGAGAAUCUGUGCCUGCAAGGACUGUGUUUGGAGUGACAACUGUUCUAACAAUGACAACACUAAGCAUCAGCGCUCGAAAUUCUCUUCCCAAAGUGGCUUAUGCCACUGCCAUGGACUGGUUUAUCGCUGUUUGUUAUGCUUUUGUGUUUUCUGCCCUAAUUGAAUUUGCAACUGUUAAUUACUUCACCAAAAGAGGAUGGGCUUGGGAUGGGAAGAGUGUAGUAAAUGACAAGUCCCCUUCAAUAAAAUCUGAAGUCAUUACAUUAACACACAACUCAGUGAAGGCAAUUCUUCAAGGAGCUAAACUAAUAUGGUCCAACUAUCUAGCUUUCUCAUGGUCCAGUUUAAGCCAAGCAAAGCCUUUAGAGUACUUAGAGAAGCGGAUGGACUGUUUAACCUUCUCACACUCUUCUAAAAAAGAGAAAGGUUCCGUCAUGAUACAGAACAAUGCCUAUGCGGUGGCCGUUGCCAACUAUGCCCCAAAUCUUUCCAAAGAUCCUGUUCUCUCCACCAUCUCUAAAAGUGCAACGACACCAGAACCCAACAAGAAGCCAGAAAACAAGCCGGCUGAAGCCAAGAAAACCUUCAACAGCGUCAGCAAAAUUGACAGAAUGUCUAGGAUAGUUUUCCCAGUUCUGUUUGGUACAUUUAAUUUAGUUUAUUGGGCUACCUACUUAAACAGGGAGCCUGUAUUAGGGGUCAGUCCAUGAGUCUAGACAUUGGUUAUUUUUGGCUAUAGCAACAUUACACUUGAUUUAUUUUGCUAUGUACAGUCUGACUAAUAACUGCUAAUUUAUGUCCCAAUAUGUACAGUAUGUAUAUAGUGGUAGAGCUUAUCAGUAGACCUCUAAAGGGGACUUGCAUUUGCUAACUCAUGGAAAUACAGGCAGAAAGCAUCCUGUGCCAAAAGAACUAUUGCCUUCUAAAAGCGAUUUACCUUAGGAUCUAGUUUAAAGGGAAGUUCAGAUUAUGCAAUUUAUUUUCUAAUAUUAUGAUUAUGAUAAAAGUUGAGAUCCAGUGUCACCCUUUGUGAAACCUUUGAAUUAGAUAUUACAUAGAAAAAAAUCAAAUGUUACCUAAGGAUGAUCAGAGAUUAACAUUGUCACCCAAAUAUGAGUUCUGACUAUUUGAACAUCUCACCUCUGAUCUGUUCCCGUCAGGAGUAUUCAGAACCCCUGCUAGAGUAAUGGGAAGCUUGACACACAUAAGAAGAAAGAUAGAGAUGUGAAAACAGCUUUUUAUUACUAUGUAGAAUAUCUAUAGCCAUGUGCAUAUUACAUGCAUGAAAAAUUCACGUAACUAUGAGUCACAAUGACAGGCUGUUGAUUUUGCUGAAAUUUAAUAAUUAUUGGAGUGUCACAGCCAUUACCUUUUUAUCUUCAGAGUUUAUUUGAACAUAGUAACUGAAACCUAAAGGUCACUACUAUCAUUGGAAACUACCUAACGUUAUAAAAAGAAGAAAUAUGGACGAGUCUGUCCAGGUAUCUGUUGUCUGCUGAAUUUUCCUGGUGCUGGAGAGUGGGAGAAAGUAGCUAUCUUGGCUGCAAUGGAUCAAAGUUCAUUCAUCCCAGAAUAGAAAGUUGUGCCAAAAAAUCCAAGCGAUGAGAAUUCCUAGGUGUCCCAGGCCCAGAUGCGGACUUCUAUGAUUCUCUGCUUUCCUGUUUACUGCAAAUUCUGCCUUAAGGCUUCUUCUCAUUGGGACUCAGAAGCCACUAAUCACAAAGGAAAGGGCAGUUCGUUGGCACAUUUUUCUGUCUGGAAAGAAGCUCUUUCAGAUAAGAAUUAAUAUAAAUCAGGUUUUGUAAAUUGCAACUUUAAAUUUCAUUGACUCGAAUUUACAGCAGCUUUGUAUACCAGAAGAGGUUUUGGUAAGAGUUGAACAUUUUUAAAUCACAAUUUUAAAACAUCAUCAACAGAUUAUGGAUUAUGUCACAACACACACACACACACACACACACACACACACACACACACACAAACACCAUGUAGCUAAAUUAGAAAACAAAGACAUGAUUUUUCAAUUUUAUAUAACUACUGAUUGUUAAUGGGUAAAAUUCAUUUUUUUCUUUUAGUAUUUAAAGAUAUUAUUUAUGCCCCUGGAAUAUGCUAAAUUUAAGUGUGUUUCUGUCAAAACCAAAUUAUCUUUGACUGAUAUGUACAUUAGCAGUUAUUAGUUGACUUUUAAAACUAAGUGCAACUUCAUGAUGAUGUUUUUGUAGAAACCUAAGUAGUCAAAUAGUGGCAUUUCUUGCAAUUUUGUACAGUAUUUGAGUAUAGUGCAAAACAGGUCUGUUCACAAAAUCAAUAAAAGGGGCAUCUUCUGGAAAUAAGCAAACUCAAAAAAAAUCUGCUGUUCUUUUGCUUCAUUCAAAUUUUUAAUAUUCUUUUCUAGUGCAAUUAUAUUACGUGGUUUGCAUGACUGUAUAAAUACCAGGACCACAGCUGCAUCUUAGUAACAAAACUCGCUACAAAGACAGCCUUGACGUUAAAAACGUCGUCACGCAAAGUAAUUCUUUAACCUUAAUAAAAUUAUUACAUGAGCCAAUAAAUGUAUUUUGUUAAUUCCCUUCCAGUUACAUCUUCUCCAUCAUCUAAAUAAUUUUAAAGUGUGAAUAUCAUCCAUCCAAUGAAAUAAAAGAUACUCUCUUUUCUUAAGUACUUAUAUGCUGAAACAUCUCUUGUGGAAAACAUAAGGAUUGUUGUAGCUGUGUGUGACAGAAUGUGGUAUUUGAAGAAAAGUUACAAGAUUCUUUUUGUAGUGUGUGUUACCAGCGCUUUAAGAACAGUUUCAGGUGGCUGUGGAGAGUUUGGAGGUUUAAGAGUAAAUACUUCUCUUGCAGAGGACUUGAUUUCAGUUCCCAGCACCCACAUAGUGGCUCACAAGUACCUGUGACUCUAGCUCCAGGACAUCUGAUAUUCUGUGCAAGACGCCAUGGGCACCCUCAGAUAUCUGUGCACAUACCCCACCCCACAUAAUUAAAAAAUGAAAAUGAAGAGUUGAAACUCCUGCCAUGCCCCUUUACUCUCCGAUUAUAAGUUAUAUAUUGUUAUAAAUAUGUACAUAUGUAAAAAUAGACCUAAAUAAUUUUCCACGGCUAAUCAGAAAAGAUCCUUCUGCUGUGAUUAUGUUGGUGGCAGAACUUUGCUAUUUUUUUUCUUGCAGAUGGAAUAGAAAACUUAUCAUUACUGGUAUCAUUUGAAAUAACAGAAUUAGAUUUUUUUAUUUCAGUCAUGAAAAGUCUAAUCAAAUGUUAAUAAAAUUAGUCACUGUAAGCGCACCUUUCACAAGAUAUUUAACAUAUAUUAAUAUUUGUUCAUUUGACUCAUCAAAUGGGAGGUUAAUUAUGCAGUAAUGUUGUAUAAAGACAUAGACAGUCGUGGUGUGUGCAGAACGUAUUUUUAUAGAGAGCCAUAAGCACAUUAUAUAACAAUUUCUCCAGAUGUCUCUUAUUUUUGCUUUUCCAUUUGUAACACUCCCUAAGUCUAGUAUAAACAUCACUUAUAUUUA